Molecule: messenger RNA, 2067 nt
Organism: Caenorhabditis angaria
Lineage: Eukaryota; Metazoa; Nematoda; Chromadorea; Rhabditida; Rhabditidae
Source: the annotation of a GenBank genome assembly
AUGGUGAACGAAACGACGUGUAAUGACACGAAAGUUGCGUGUCUGAAUUUAGGUGAAGCUGCGCUCACCAUAUCAUCAAUGUUGACUGUUAUGUUGGUGAGUUAUUUUUUGCCCGGGUUACCGUAGAUCUGUCUCACAUCAUUUCCAAAUCAAAUUAAGGUUUUCACCUGUCUCUCACUAUUUUCAUUAUAAAAGUCAUGCAUAUUUCUUUCUCAUAUUUUUCAUUCUGCAAAAAAUCAGGUGCAUGAAUAAAAAAUAUAAUAACAAUAAGCAGAAGGUUAACUGGAUCAUAAUAAAGAUUUUUUGGAAGAGGUCAUUUGAUUGAUGAAUAUGAAAAAACAAAGAGUGCGAAUUUUGAAAAAUAAAAUAAAAUGAAAUGAAAACUAAUAACAAGAGGACAAGAAAAUAUGAAAUUUUUUGUAAAAGGAGCAAAAAAACAAAAUAUCUCUUUUCAGAUAAUCAUAUUUGGUAACUUGUUAGUUGUGAUAACUGUGUAUCGCGAUCGCAAGUUACGAAUGCAACGUCAAAAUUGGUUGAUUGUUAGUUUGGCAGUGGCUGAUAUGUUGGUUGGAUUAUUAGUAAUGCCACUUACACUAACUUAUGAAAUUCUUGGUGAAUGGACGUUAGGAGAUUAUCUUUGCGAAAUUUAUUUGGCGCUAGAUGUAUUGUUUGUCACUGCAUCAAUUUUGCAUAUCUGCGCAAUUUCGCUUGACCGAUAUUUUUCAGUCACUGCUCCUUUAACAUAUCCAGCAACAAGAACACCAUUAAGAAUGUCAAUUUAUAUAGGUUAGUUUGAAAAAUGUUGAAAAUUCCAGAUGAUUUUUGAAAUAUACUAUAUUCUAGGCGUCUCUUGGAUUGUAUCAUUAAUUAUUUGUUUGCCACCAAUUUUGGGUUGGAAAGGAGAUCGAAAACCAAAUGAGUGCACUGUUAGUGAAGAAUUGGGAUAUGUUAUCUAUUCUUCAUUUGGCUCAUUUUUCAUUCCUGUUAUUAUACUUGUAAUUGUUUAUGCAAAAAUCUACAGUAUAACAAUUCGACACAGUCGACAAAGACUGAAGGAAACUGAAAGAAGAGAUCAUACUUUGAAUAUGUUGACAAUGAAAACUGGAACUAAUGGUGAGCAAAACAACAUUGUGUGCAAAACUUAUUUGCAGUCCCAUUUCAGCUCACCCACGUUUUGAAUGUCUGAUUUAAGAAUCUAUUUAAAAAUGUAGAAUUCAUUCUUUGACCUUUCAUUGAAACAAGGAAGAAAAUGGCAUCAUUUUGUUUGCCAGAAAAAAAUGAGAACAGAAAGAAAAACGUGGAAAAAUACAGAUACUCAUUUCCUCUGAAUUUUAAAACAUCACUCAUCAAUUAUUUAGCGCAAAAUUCAAUUCAUUUCGAAAUUUUUUGGCGUUUGCAUACUAAAUGAAUAUUUUUUGCAGAACGCUACAAUAUGGAGUAUGAGUUGGAAGAUAAUUCAGAUCCGGCUGAUGAAAAAACAACAAACGGACAAACAAACACAGCAACUACAACAAAUCGUGAUGUUAUUAAUAAAGUUUGCUGGCAAUUAAGAAAAAUAUCUGAAGAACUUCCAAGACAAGGUGUCAAAUUAUCAUUGGAUGCAAAUCACAAUAGUCCAACAAGCUCAGAAUUGGCUAGAAAAAUGGAACAAAAAGGGUUUAGUGAAAAGCGAAAAAGAAAGCUGAAGGCAAAAGAAAGACAAGCUACACUUCUUCUUGGAAUCAUUCUAAGCGCCUUUAUUUUGAGUUGGCUACCAUUUUUCGUAAGUUAUUUAUCCAGAAAAUAUGAUCAUUUAAUAUUCACAAAUGAUUUUUCAGCUCAUGUAUGUCCUCGGUGCAUUUGGCGUAGGAGUAAAUGAUUUACUCUUCAAAAUAUUCUUCUGGCUUGGUUACUGUACGUUUUUUUCGAAAAAUGUUCGAAAUUAUUUCUCAUAUUAUUUUUUCAGGUAACUCUGGAAUCAAUCCGGUUAUUUAUACAGUUUUCAACCGAGAAUUCAAACGAGGACUUUGUAAACAACUUCACAAAUUUGAGCGAUUUGUUCACCCAUUGAUGGAAUUCUAUAAAUGA